Molecule: messenger RNA, 2565 nt
Organism: Triticum aestivum (bread wheat)
Lineage: Eukaryota; Viridiplantae; Streptophyta; Magnoliopsida; Poales; Poaceae
Product: probable indole-3-pyruvate monooxygenase YUCCA11
Exons: 6
Coding region: 833-1987 (384 amino acids)
Molecular function (GO): monooxygenase activity; flavin adenine dinucleotide binding; NADP binding
Source: RefSeq, a predicted model, not a curated record
CACAUGCCAUGCAUGAUCUAGCUUUCUCUCCCUCAGAUGAAAUAGUUUUGUGGAGCCGAAAGGUUGUCUGGAUUCCAACAGAAACUAAUUUUGGACGGCGAAGCCCUACCGGAUAGCUGACACCAUAUGUGUGCAACCCCGUAGAGAGGUCGUAGGUUCGAUCUUUUGCCUGAGGGGCUGUUCGAGGGCCUCCCGGAGGGCUGUUCGAGUGACCGUCCGAGUUUCUGAGAGUGGCUCCUGAAGGGUUGUCUGAGUGACCGUUUGAAUUUCUGAGAGUGGCUCCUGAAGAGCUGUCCGUGACAUCGUCCGAGGGACUGUCCGACCGCCUUCCGAAGGCCUGUCCGACCGCCUUCCGAAGGCCUGUCCGUGACAUCGUCGAGGGACUGUCCGACCGCCUUCCGAAGGCCUGUCCGACCGCCUUCCGAAGGCCUGUCCGAACAUCCUCGCAGUUGGGAGGUUGUAAAUCCUACCUGCGGGGAUCUGCAUCGACGAUCUACAUCGACUCUACUUCCGCUGCGCCACGAGUCGAUUAUGGGUCACUCGGAAAGGCAUCAAGGAAGAGCGACGCGUUAAGCUACAGAAUUAUGCUCCCACAGACCCUAUGUUUGGUGCACAACUAACACUUAGGCAGUGGGUUUAUUCAUCGGGCAUUUCCUGCAGAACUUGUCCAAGUUGUUGAUGGUCAGCUUCUGCAAGGUUCCUCUCUUCCUUGCUGCAGCCGGGACGGUUGUUUUCUAGCGUCGAUCUUCCAAUUGGGAUUGAUCUGCUCUAGCUACUUGCCUGGCCAGAGGAUGACUAUGAGCGAUGUGGUUGUUACGCUCAAGAAGAUCAAAUGAUGGAGGAGGUCGUACUUUUGAUUGUGGGCGCAGGGCCUGCAGGGCUCGCAACUGCAGCAUGCCUUAGCCAAUUCUCCAUCCCCUAUGUCAUCGUUGAGCGUGAGAAUUGCAGCGCAUCACUAUGGCGCAACCGCACGUAUGACCGGCUGAAGCUACAUCUAGCGAGGGAAUUUUGUGAGUUGCCACACAUGCCGUACCCAGCAGAUACCCCAACAUACAUACCAAAGAACACUUUCAUCAAGUAUGUGGAUGACUACAUUGAGUGUUUCACUAUCCAUCCGAGGUAUCUCACUGUUGUUGAGUCAUCCACAUAUGACUUCAAUGGAAAAUAUUGGUCUAUCAUGGCGCGCGACAUGGCAAAGUGCACAAUAGUUAAUUACAGGGCGAAGUUUCUUGUUGUGGCAAGUGGUGAGAAUAGUGUUGAGAAUAUUCCAGUGGUCCCUGGCCUGGAAAACUUCUCGGGUGUGGCCAUCCACUCAUCAUGUUACAAGUCAGGCAUCGACUACUCCGGGAGGAAUGUGUUGGUCAUCGGAUCUGGUAACUCUGGGAUGGAGAUCACCUACGACCUUGCUUCUCAUGGUGCCAAUACUUCUAUAGUUAUACGAAGUCCGAUUCAUGUAAUGACAAAGGAAUUAAUCCGACUAGGGAUGACACUUGUCCAUUAUCUUCCACUAAAGAUGAUAGAUGGUCUCCUUUUGAUGAUGGCAAAUUUCGUAUUCGGGGACCUCUCUAGGCAUGGCAUCACAAGACCAGAAAAUGGUCCACUUGUCCUGAAGUCGGAAACUGGUCGAUCCGCAGUGAUUGAUGUUGGCACCAUAGGGUUAAUCAAGAAUGACAAAAUUAAAGUUCAUGGAAGGAUUACUAAGAUCAAAGGAAAAAUAAUUGAAUUUGAAGGUGGGAAGGAAGCCUCCUUUGAUGCCAUUGUGUUUGCAACCGGAUACAAAAGCACAGCAAAUUCAUGGCUCAAGAAUGAUAAGGACAUGCUAAAUAGCGAUGGCUUGCCCAAGAAGGAAUUCCCUAAUCAUUGGAAAGGGGCAAAUGGGCUCUAUUGUGCCGGGUUAGGGAGAAGGGGAUUGGCUGGUAUUGCCAUGGAUGCUAAGAACAUCGCCAAUGACAUUAAACGUAGCAGACUCUAUGUGCAGCUAAAUUAGCAUUUAUAUGUCUUCUUUUUUUUUGAAGGGAAGCAUUUAUAUGUCUUCUACUAGGAGAAAAGUGUUGGAUUCCUACAAUUUAUCCAUAAUAGGUUCGAUCAGAUGCUGCAAAAUUUAGUUCAUGUCAGAGUCCUAUAUGAUACUCCCUUCGUUCCUAAAUAUAAGCAUUUUCAGAGAUUUCAAUAUGGACUACAUACGGAGCAAAAUGAGUGAAUCUACACUAUAAAAUAUGUCUAUAUACAUUUGUAUGCAGUCCAUAUUGAAAUCUCUUAAUGGGCUUAUAUUUAGAAACGGAGGGAGUAGAAUAUUAUUCCUAGUGUUGUACCAUUACAGUCUACAGUAGGUUGUGUCCAAGUUUUAAAUUUGACAGUUUUCUGCCGGUUUUGGUUUAGUUAUCCUUUAUUAUAAAUAAUCUAAUGAAACUGGUCCAAAAUAUCGUGCGUACUCGGGUUGUUUCCCAAAUAUUCUGAAACAGGUCCAAAUAUUCCAUGGUAUAGUGAAUUGGUCCGGAACUGCAGUUAAACAUGCAGGCUCGGGUAGUUUCCCAAAUAUUCUGAAACUUUCGUCAGUGCUUCCCA